AAAAGAACGAUAUUUCAAAGAUUCCACAUGGUUACUUUGACAACCUAACAGAAUUAACCUAUCUGCAAAUAAACAACAACAAAAUAGCUGUGCUACCUGAGGGACUUUUUGACAACGCAGUCAACCUAGUAGAAGUAAACUUCAACUACAACCUCCUUACAGAAAUACCAGAUGGACUGUUCAGUAACAUGCCAAAGUUGAACUGGUUAUUUGUUGAAGGGAAUCCAUUAGACUGUGGUUGUCCAGUAGAGAAUUUCCGAACAUGGUUAUUAUCUCUAGAUCAAUCCAUCACCUUUGAUGCUUUUUGUGAGAAUGGAGAUAAAGUAGUGGAUUUACCAGGGGCUUCGUUCGAUGUCUGUGUUGUGACUACGACUUCUACAACAACUACUACAACGACAACAACGACGACACUCCCUCCGACGACAACAACUACAACUUCCACUACAACUACAACACCAAUACCCACAACAGAAGAGUCAACAGUUAUAAUUAGCGUAGUACCAGAAGAAGGGGAUGCUUUAGUGACUUUCCUGAUCUCUCUGAUUUUGUUGAUCAUCAUUGUGAUGACCUGCGUUGGUGUACUCAUUCUGAACUACAAAUACAGGAAUCUACUCAAAAUUCAACCGGAGAAAGAGGGUGAAUUUGACAAACCAGAUGAGACCGAGGCAGAAGAGAAUGUUAAUCUGACUGACAGCAGAUACUGAGCGACACAGUGUCAACUGAACAAAUCACUUAGUCAGUUUAAGACAUGUCUAAACAUGGCGGAAAUUAUCCGUUGCAUUCAGUGUUUGCAUUUCAAGUUUAUGUUGUAAAUCAAUCGCUGCAAUUAACAUUGAUGAAUUGUUGUAUUUUCAUUGAUUUGUUUGACUAUGUUGCAUAUUGUCUUUUAUUUUUUAUGCUCCCGAAAAAAAUCUGCGUCGCUUUGUCU
Mytilus californianus (California mussel) is the source of this 928-nucleotide messenger RNA. Its product is annotated as integumentary mucin C.1-like. The transcript has 8 exons. Bases 189 to 704 code for a protein of 171 amino acids. NCBI's taxonomy places the organism in Eukaryota, Metazoa, Mollusca, Bivalvia, Mytilida, Mytilidae. The record is from RefSeq and is a predicted model, not a curated record.